AUGCCAAAGGUUGUAAAAAGUUCGGCUAGAGAAAUGAUAUUGAAGGUGAAAGAGUUCUGUGAAGCGGAACAAAAGAAUCAAGGUGGUUUAAUAUCACUAAACAAUGUUCGGAAGAGAGUCGCCGCCUUAACAGGUGUGUCAGAGAAAACUGUAACAAGAAUCACAAAAGAAGGUAUAACAGCGGCGAGUACUUCGAAAAAAAUUGUCACCCCAGGGAAGAGUCGACCGCAUCCGAAAAAGUUCGACUUAGACGGGUUCGAUUUGUGCGCUAUUCGGCAAAAAAUUCACAGUUUUUCCGUUGUGCAUAAAGAAUUACCAACAUUGGCUAAAUUACGGGCAGCUCUGAGAGAAGAUAUAAAUUUUCAGGGAAGCAUCACAACAUUGCACAGGAUAUUAAAUAGGAUUGGUUUCAAGUACAAGCGAUGUCAAUCCAGACGCAAACUACUUAUGGAACUGAAGAGGAGCCAGGAAUGUUCGUCUCAGAGUCAUCAGGGAGUCGCUGAAUAA
Molecule: messenger RNA, 507 nt
Organism: Papilio machaon (common yellow swallowtail)
Lineage: Eukaryota; Metazoa; Arthropoda; Insecta; Lepidoptera; Papilionidae
Exons: 3
Coding region: 1-507 (168 amino acids)
Source: RefSeq, a predicted model, not a curated record